This is a messenger RNA of Rubroshorea leprosula, 525 nucleotides long. Lineage: Eukaryota; Viridiplantae; Streptophyta; Magnoliopsida; Malvales; Dipterocarpaceae. The record is from the annotation of a GenBank genome assembly.
AAGCAGUUAGAAUUUGGUAAAUGCCAAUUUUGGUCCCUCAACAAAGUUUUCGUUUCUCAACUUUUCUAUGCACUUUUUUCAUCCUUCAACUAUGAGAGACGCUCAUACACCAGAUAUAUGAUAGAAAUGAAUGCUUUUUUUCUCAUUUUUAUUGAGAUAAAGCUCCCCCUAGCCUUCCAAAUGGAUCUCUCACAAUGUUCAUUACGAUGAAAAAAUAUAAAAUCAGUAAAAUUUACUUACACAAUUCCAAAAGAAAUUUGUAUGAAAAAAAGAUUGAUGCUUAGAGAUGAAUUGUUAGGAAAAGUAGCAGCUUCUGGGAGAAGGAUCAUUUCAUUUUUGUUGUGUUACAUCUAUCUAUACCCUCUUGUUCAUUUCUGAUUCUUUGUUUUCUGGCUUCACUUAUGAGUAUCUAUGCAUUGUGAUACUCAACAAUUUUGAACUGGGAAGAUUCAUGAAUGAAAAGUAACUUUAACCAAAUUGAACUAACCAUAGUACCAGCUACGUCAAUAAACAGCUAUUGGGUGC